AUGGAGGCUCCUGAUUGGUGGAUGAUGGAGGCUCCUGAUUGGUGGAUGAUGAUGGCUCCUGAUUGGUGGAUGAUGGAGGCUCCUGAUUGGUGGAUGAUGGAGGCUCCUGAUUGGUGGAUGAUGGAGGCUCCUGAUUGGUGGAUGAUGGAGGCUCCUGAUUGGUGGAUGAUGGAGGCUCCUGAUUGGUGGAUGAUGGAGGCUCCUGAUUGGUGGAUGAUGGAGGCUCCUGAUUGGUGGAUGAUGGAGGCUCCUGAUUGGUGGAUGAUGAUGGCUCCUGAUUGGUGGAUGAUGGAGGCUCCUGAUUGGUGGAUGAUGGAGGCUCCUGAUUGGUGGAUGAUGGAGGCUCCUGAUUGGUGGAUGAUGGAGGCUCCUGAUUGGUGGAUGAUGGAGGCUUAUCAUCAUCAGUCUUUAUCUUGA
This is a messenger RNA of Knipowitschia caucasica, 417 nucleotides long. Lineage: Eukaryota; Metazoa; Chordata; Actinopteri; Gobiiformes; Gobiidae. The record is from the annotation of a GenBank genome assembly.